AUGCUGUCUCCUGUCCCAGAGGAACCGCUGCUGCUGGCCGAACUCAAACCCGGGCGCCCCCACCAGUUUGAUUGGAAGUCGAGCUGUGAGACCUGGAGCGUUGCCUUCUCCCCUGAUGGUUCCUGGUUUGCUUGGUCUCAAGGACACUGCAUUGUCAAGCUGAUCCCCUGGCCGCUGGAGGAGCAGUUCAUCCCUAAAGGGUUUGAAGCCAAAAGCCGAAGCAGCAAAAAUGAUCCAAAAGGGCGAGGCAGCCCAAAGGAGAAGACCCUGGACUGCGGUCAGAUUGUCUGGGGCUUGGCCUUUAGCCCGUGGCCCUCUCCACCCAGUAGGAGACUCUGGGCACGCCACCAUCCCCAGGUGCCAGAUGUCUCGUGCCUGAUCCUUGCCACGGGACUCAACGAUGGGCAGAUCAAGAUUUGGGAGGUGCAAACAGGGCUCCAGCUUUUGAACCUUUCCGGCCACCAAGAUGUCGUGAGAGAUCUGAGCUUCACACCCAGUGGCAGUUUGAUUCUGGUGUCUGCGUCGCGGGAUAAGACUCUUCGCAUCUGGGACUUAAAUAAACACGGUAAACAGAUCCAGGUGUUAACGGGCCACCUGCAGUGGGUAUACUGCUGCUCUAUCUCCCCGGACUGCAGCAUGCUGUGUUCUGCAGCUGGAGAGAAGUCUGUCUUCCUAUGGAGCAUGCGCUCCUACACGUUAAUCCGGAAGCUAGAGGGCCACCAAAGCAGUGUUGUCUCUUGUGACUUCUCCCCCGACUCAGCCUUGCUCGUCACAGCUUCUUACGACACCAAUGUGAUCAUGUGGGAUCCCUAUACUGGCGAGAGGCUGAGGUCACUCCAUCACACCCAGCUUGACACCCCCAUGGAUGACAGUGAUGUCCACAUCAGUUCGCUGAGAUCCGUGUGCUUCUCUCCUGAAGGCUUGUACCUUGCAACGGUGGCAGAUGACAGACUCCUCAGGAUCUGGGCCCUGGAACUGAAAACUCCCAUUGCAUUUGCUCCUAUGACCAAUGGUCUUUGCUGCACAUUUUUUCCACAUGGUGGAGUUAUUGCCACAGGGACAAGAGAUGGCCACGUUCAGUUCUGGACAGCUCCUAGGGUCCUGUCAUCACUGAAGCACUUAUGCCGGAAAGCCCUUCGAAGUUUCCUAACAACUUACCAAGUCCUAGCACUGCCAAUACCCAAGAAAAUGAAAGAGUUCCUCACAUACAGGACUUUUUAAGCAACGCUCCAUGGAGUCGUGUUUUCUUUGUAGCAGGCUAAAUCUUCCUGGCAAAGGAGUAGCUGGAGUAAUGGGCCAGACAUCUGGUCUUGGACGGAAGUACAGCUUCUGUUUGGGAUUAUGAAUAGAAUGUAGCAAAACCAGAUUCCAGUGGACGAGUCCUGGGUCUUUUUCUCUGACCUGUGAAAGGCAGUCUAGAGGCGUGGAUUCCACUCCUCCGGCCACAGAGCCUCACCGUAAAUCUUAAGUCCACUCAUAGACAGCAAUGUUGAACUCUUUCUAGUCGUUUUGAUUCAAAGUGCAGUUAUUGAUGUUGUUCUGCUAAUAAAGUAACUGGGCCUCAAGAGCCUCUCUUUAGUGGCAGAGAAGUUAAUUUCCCUCAACGGGAACGUGUGACUUCUGCCUAGUACCUAUCAUUGUUAGGUUUCUCCAGUACAGUGGUAGCUUGUUUAAAGUUUUCUCCUGCUGUGGUCAGAGCUACUUUGAUGUUGGCAAGUGCUUUCCUUCCUCUGGCUCCCCUCUGAUGCACAGGACAAAGUUUUCAUGGAGCCAUUUGGUAUAAGGUGUUAGCUUAACUAAUUCCAGGUGAAUCAGAAGGUGUGUUCUUGACUGGUAAAGACACUAUUAUUGUUUCUAACAGUGGUGUGCAUGUGCAGGAGAUGACAAGUUUGUGUAAGAUUACAACAGGAUGUAUUCCUCGACUGCAUGACCUUUAAAAUGGCUACUGAGUUUUCAGGAGUUUGCAUAUUUAUUUGUGUUUUCUCAACGGAUGUUAAGGUACAACUGUGUUUUUCUCAAUGGUAUCUAAAAACCAUAGUCCUUAAGUCGAACAGUUGCGAGAUGUCUCUUAAUUGUGCAAAGAAUUGGUGUUGUCGUCACUUUAGCUGACGUUCUUGUGUGAAAUCUGUCUUUGCUGCUGAACCCCAUUGGACUAAUGAGCCGGUCUCAACUCUAUCCCCUGAACAAAAAUAGCUCUUUGAAAGCACUGUUCUCCUUCAGUGGCGUAUAGUUACCCAAUCAAGACACCUCAUUCAAACACAAUCUGCCUUAGGAAAUUUAAUAUAUUUUAAAUUAUUUUAAAAGAAAUGCAACACUGUAUCCUUUGGCUUUCUUAAUGGGUUCUUUCUGGAGAUCAGUUAACAUUACAAAAUUGUUGAGAAAGUAGAGGGCCGUCCUCUGUCACCUUUGUUACUGAAGAAAAAUAUUUCUUUUCAAAAUGAGAGGCUUUCAUUGAGGGGAAAAAACAGUUAAAAACUUUUGGUUCUUUGUUUCAUUUUUUUCUAUUAAGAAAAAAAAUCACCUCUUAGAACAAGUAAUAUAAGAUAGCUGAGAAUGAACUGAAUGUUUUAGUUUAUGGUUAUCUUGAAAUAUGACAUAUUGUAUAGCCUGAGAUCCCAGAUGCCUUUCUGUUGGCCUCACCUGGCCAUCAGCCUUCAGACCCCUGCUGGUGCCCCGAGGGAGCAGCUCUUCUGUGUUGGAAAUAGCAGACUUCUCCCUUGCUAGGGAAUAAUCCAAUACCUUUGUAAAGAAUAGCCUGCUAUGGAAAGUUUCUUCUGUGAUUUCAGAGACGGAGAAGACUUUAAUACAAAUGCAAGCUGAGUUAGCUAGCAUCUUCAUACCUAGCUGAGGAGAGUCACUUGUAACAACCAAACUUUUUUUUUUUUUAAAUAAAGAACGUGAACAUAAAUGCAGCAUAACUGCUGUAAAAUAAGCUGCUAAACUUUUGUACAAAAAUCCCAGUCCUUUCAGUUCUAGGUUUAGUCAGGCUUAAUCUCACAUGUCUUGCAUUAAACAAGUGAGCUUUGUACAACCACUGGUACCUAAUGGCGUAGCUGAAAGGCUAACUCUGUUAUAUUUAAAUUUUUUUUUCCUUCAGUCCACAC
Molecule: messenger RNA, 3104 nt
Organism: Trichechus manatus latirostris (Florida manatee)
Lineage: Eukaryota; Metazoa; Chordata; Mammalia; Sirenia; Trichechidae
Gene: WSB2
Product: WD repeat and SOCS box containing 2
Exons: 8
Coding region: 1-1221 (406 amino acids)
Biological process (GO): intracellular signal transduction; protein polyubiquitination
Molecular function (GO): protein binding
Source: RefSeq, a predicted model, not a curated record